GAAAGGCCGCCGAGCCAAAAUGACAGCUCUCUCCUCUUGUCUCAGUGGGAAGUCGACGCAGCUGGUUGAUUUCUGGACACUUCAAAAUGGAAAGGAAUACAACAUUAUUCAGAUAUUUGCAUGGAAUGUAAUGACUAUAUAUAUAGUUUCUGAAAUAUUAAUGUUUUUGUUGUAGUAUCCGGUUAAUGUCUUCAUGUAAUUUGAGUUGACAGUGUCUGUUUAGGUAGCUUGUUUGGUUUUUGUCUAUCAGCAAGCUAACUGUUAGCUACACGUUAGCGUUUACGAGAAGGCCAGACUUGUCUUUAUUUUCUGUCAUAAUUCACAUGAACUAGUUAGCUACCCCCUUUUACACAGGGAAUAAAUUAGCUAUACAUACCGUCGUGUUUGCGCUUGUUUUUUUUGGUUUAUUUUCAAACUCUUGAUUCUCUCAAGUGAUCGCAUUUAUUUAUUUUGUUAUUUUUUAGACAGUAAAGGACGCAAGUAACGUAUUUUUUAUUUUUUUGUCUUACUGUUUACUAGUCUUAGUUUCCUACCUUUUAUUUUAUGUGUUGAAAUAUCUGGUCAAAUUGCUUUUUUUUCCCCCCACCAUGUUUCUGAUAGGCGGUGUGUUGCUUUGGGCCAGUUUCUACGGUACAAAACUCUAAAAAAACAAACAAGUGAUUUCAGUCCAUUUGACAACUCACAAUCAGCAUGUUUUUUUUUGUUCUUCCCCUUCCGACGCGUUAGAUAAUAACAUUUAGUUACAUUAAUAACUCAGCGACUUCCAUUGAACUUGCUCUGUGUCAUUUUGGACAGCUUGUUGUAUUGAGUUCCCUCUUACAUAUGAUCAGUUUAGUGUCUGGGGACAUCGAGUGAACACGUCUGUGUCCCUUUUCAUUUCCACCAUGUCUUGUGUACAUUAUAAAUUCUCAUCUAAACUCAACUACGACACGGUCACUUUCGAUGGCCUGAACAUCACUCUGGCCGACCUGAAAAGACAGAUUAUGGGUCGAGAGAGACUCAAAGCUGUCGACUGCGGCCUACAAAUCACCAACGCACAAACUAAAGAAGAAUACAAAGACGACGAGGCCUUGAUAUCCAAGAACUCCUCUGUCAUCAUCAGAAGAAUACCCAUCGGAGGAGUCAAGGCUUCAAGCAAGAUGUAUAACAUUGAGCGUUUUUCAGAACAGAAUCACUUCCCCGUUCAGAACCUCCCCGUCGGAUCCUCCAAAGGAGAUCGUUCUUCAGAACACAGUCACUUUUCCAUUGGAUCCUCUAAAGGAAUUGAUGAUCAUGCUUCAUCUAUAUCACUGGCCCAACUUUCAAAGUCUGAAGGAGACGUACACUUGCUGCUGCUUACACUCGUACGUUACACACACACACACACACACACACUCGUUCGUUACACACACACACACACACACACACACACUCGUUCGUUACACACACACACUCAUACGUUACACACACACACACUCGUCCCCGACCACAUAUCCUGAAGAAUGAAGUGUUCGCCUCGUUUUUUUCCCUUCUCUCUCUAAAUGAAGACUCAACGGGUUGUCUUUGUUUGUUUUGCUCAUACGUGACCUUUCACCCCUAGGACACUAAUUUAUAAACAAACCUGUUAUCAAUCUUGCUUUCAAAUCUUAUUGAAGCCCAUGUAACAACUUUUAAAAAACAUUUCAACAAUCCUCUCUACUGCACCAUGCUUUGUCAGCACACUGUGUUUUUGAAGAGAUUUACUUCAUAUAUAUAUACACAUUUAGCAGAUGUAAUUUAUCCUCAAAUAUGUAGUUUGCUGAAGUAAAACACAAACCUACAGUGUGAACCACGGACGUGAUUCUUGGUUGAACCCUUCUGUUGUUGUGAUGGAACUGAUUUUGUUAUUGUUGGUUAUAUAUAUUUAUUUAUACCUUGUGACGUUCAACUAGAGAACAGCAUUUACUACUUUUAAUGGUGUUAACAGGCUGUGAUGACAGUGAGCUGUUAAAAGGACUGUGUUUUGAUUGGGUAGCUGGAAUGUGGGAGUAUGAAUGUUUUAUCCAAUAAAACGUCUCUUGGACCCCUGACCGUU
Molecule: messenger RNA, 2053 nt
Organism: Oncorhynchus kisutch (coho salmon)
Lineage: Eukaryota; Metazoa; Chordata; Actinopteri; Salmoniformes; Salmonidae
Product: E3 ubiquitin-protein ligase RBBP6-like
Exons: 5
Coding region: 885-1478 (197 amino acids)
Biological process (GO): protein ubiquitination; ubiquitin-dependent protein catabolic process; mRNA processing
Cellular component (GO): nucleus
Molecular function (GO): zinc ion binding; ubiquitin protein ligase activity
Source: RefSeq, a predicted model, not a curated record